Molecule: messenger RNA, 459 nt
Organism: Belonocnema kinseyi
Lineage: Eukaryota; Metazoa; Arthropoda; Insecta; Hymenoptera; Cynipidae
Product: reactive oxygen species modulator 1
Exons: 3
Coding region: 107-343 (78 amino acids)
Biological process (GO): protein import into mitochondrial matrix; protein insertion into mitochondrial inner membrane
Cellular component (GO): TIM23 mitochondrial import inner membrane translocase complex
Source: RefSeq, a predicted model, not a curated record
GGAAUAAAUCAAUAUGGCGGCUAUCUAAUCGACCGUAAAAAGUGUGUCGCAUGUUAUAUUUUGAAAAUAAUUAAAGGCGAAAUAUUUAAGUCUAUUUAGAGUUAUAAUGCCGGUUAUCGCAGGAGGUUACCAACAUGGCCCGAGCUGUUGGGACCGAGUAAAAAUGGGCUUUACCAUGGGAUUCUGUGUAGGUUUAGCCUCUGGAGCAAUUUUCGGAGGAUUCUCAGCUCUCAGGUCUGGCAUGAGGGGAAGGGAAUUGGUAAACAACAUGGGAAAGAUUAUGGUACAAAGUGGAGGAACGUUUGGGACGUUUAUGGCGAUCGGAUCCGGCAUAAGGUGUUAGUACAAGGACAGCAUUGUGUAUAUUAAUUAUAGGCAGGGAAGCAACUUAUUGAAAACUCUAUGAUGAAUUUUGUAAUAAAAUAUAUUCAAGGAUGGGCCUACCUUCUGUAGCUAUAA